CCGAUGGCCUGUUUGGCGGGCAGCGUGGGUGGUGUGAGGGAUCCCAUGCUGCAGACGCAGAUGCGUGUUGUAUGGAGGAGACAUCUAGGCUUGCUUGGUUUCAACGACAUGUACUUUGCCGAGCAGUCCCGUUCGGGACUGCUCUUUGCGGGGAAUCGGGGAUGCGAGCUCGCUUACUCGCGGCGGAGUGCCAGUUAGUUGGAGCACCAUGUCAUGAUGGCCCCAGAGAUUGACGGAAUGCUCAGAAUCCACAUUGUGAGGGGAUACCAGGUAAAAGCCCCCCUAGAUCUGAGUAUUUCCUCAACCUGAAGAGGAAAUCCCAUCAUUGCGCCAUGACUCAGUCAAUCAGUCCUCAAGAGCUCCGACGACAUUGGAUCACUCACAACGAGAUCGCCCUCCUGGACGUCCGCGAGGAAGGGCCCUACUCCAUCUCACACCCCCUUUGGGCCCUCAGUUUGCCAGUCUCCGAAAUCGAGGUCAAGCUGCCCUCCCUGGUCCCUCGACUGUCGGCGCCCAUCGUCGUCUAUGACGCUGGCGAGGGCUACGUGGAACGCGCCGUCGCUCGCAUCAAGGCUCUGGGCUACCAAGAUGUCGCCAUCCUGGAAGGGGGUCUAUCUGCCUAUGCAAAAGUGGGCGAGGUCUAUCGCGACGUCAAUGUCCCAUCCAAGGCCUUUGGCGAGCUUGUCGAGGCCAUUCGACAGACACCAUCCAUUUCUGCCGAGGAUGCAGACAAGCUUCUGGCGAGCAAUGACAAUGUCGUCGUGCUAGACGCCAGGAGAUACGAGGAGUACCAUACCAUGAGUAUCCCGCAUGGCCGCAGUUGUCCCGGUGGCGAGCUCCUCUAUCGCAUCUUUGAGGCUGCGCCCUCCCCCGAUACCACAGUAAUCGUGAACUGCGCGGGCCGCACACGGGGACUCGUGGGUACGCAGUCUCUGAUGAAUUCCGGGGUGCCAAAUAAGGUGAUGGCGCUACGGAAUGGCACCAUUGGGUGGACGCUGGGUGGAUUGCAACUCGAUCAGAACAAGGCUGUCCGAGUUCCUUUGCCCUCGCAAGAAGCUGGCGUGAAGGCACGCCACCAUGCUGAAGCCUGGGCGAAGCACGUGGGUGUGCCGAUCAUCGAUGCCGAUGAGCUGUCACAACUUGUCCGAAACAGGGCCUCUCGGUCGUUGUACCUACUGGACGUGAGGGAUCCGGAGGAAUACGCGAGCGGCCAUGUCAAGGGCUUCACUUUAGCGCCUGGCGGGCAGCUGGUCCAGGCUACAGAUGAAUGGGUUGGUGUUCGAGGGGGGCAGAUCGUGCUCUACGAUACGGACGGGGUGAGGGCCCGGAUAACAGCUACAUGGCUCCUUCAGCUUGGCUGGGAGGUCUAUGUCCUGAGUGAUUUGUCCUCAGUACCAGAUAUCCUCCCACACCUAGAAGCACCCUCUUGGCGGGCACCAGAGCUUCCAAGUGUCACAGUGGAUGAGAUUACAAGCAUGGACAAUGUGACAGUCGUCGAUCUCGCACGGAGUCCAGCCUACAAAAAAGGCCACAUCCAAGGUUCAUGGUUUGCCUCGGGUCCAGAGCUUGUGCGCGACCUCAAUAGCCUGCAGGAUGCCAAGGAGAAUAUGGUUGUCUUGACUUCUCCGGACGGAAAUAUUGCCGCCGCAAAUGUGCAGCAUGCAAGAGACAUGAUCGGUCGGCAAAUCUCAUAUCUAGUGGGCGGAACGCAGGCUUGGGUGGCAGCUGGGAGACCUCUGGAAACAGAGUCUCGCUGGCUCUCCCAACCGAUUGAUGUGUACAAGAGGCCGUACGAGGGGACCAGCAACGCGCGCGAGGAUAUGCAGGCGUACAUUGACUGGGAACAUCAGCUCGUUGCGCAGCUUGCCAACGACGGGGUGGCCUGCUUCCAUGUGAGGCGAGGGAUGGGUGAUGGUGGGGAUUAGGUUUGAUUGAUUGAUAUCACGUAU
Emericellopsis atlantica is the source of this 1949-nucleotide messenger RNA. Its product is annotated as Rhodanese-like domain-containing protein. Bases 333 to 1925 code for a protein of 530 amino acids. The record is from RefSeq and is a predicted model, not a curated record. The transcript has a single exon. Gene Ontology annotation, molecular function: thiosulfate-cyanide sulfurtransferase activity. NCBI's taxonomy places the organism in Eukaryota, Fungi, Ascomycota, Sordariomycetes, Hypocreales, Bionectriaceae.